Molecule: messenger RNA, 1629 nt
Organism: Fusarium oxysporum Fo47
Lineage: Eukaryota; Fungi; Ascomycota; Sordariomycetes; Hypocreales; Nectriaceae
Exons: 5
Coding region: 318-1535 (405 amino acids)
Source: RefSeq, a predicted model, not a curated record
AUUGGUCUCCGCGUUCUUCAUGAAAGAUUCUGCGUUGCUGGGUUCCCCUGGAUAUCUACUAUACAUAAAUCUGAAGGGCCCCAUCUAAGCGAUCGUCUUCAUCUUGUGCCAAUACCGUAACAGCGGUUCCCCCCUGGUUCGUCCUGUUACAUGUACAUACAGAGCGACGAUCGAUCGCAGCGGCCAUCUUCGCCCGGAUCAGCGGUCACAUCGAGUCUGUGUCAAUUUUUCUAGUGUCCCUUGACGUCCCAUGGUGCAAACUCUGCUCCAUCAUACUCUUGACACACCAUCUCUUUUACGCUGGCUUGACAUUCACGAUGGCCUCGUUACAUCUCUACACUCGAACAGGGCCGCCGCCCUAUCCUAAUCCUUUGAGUCUUCCUACGACUCCUCUUCAGCAAAAGGGCCUCGCUGCUCUUUUCCUCUUUCCGGCUUUAUCGAUCAUCAUUGUGUCUAUGCGUAUGUACAGUCGCGUGACCUCACGGACAGUUGGAUUAGAUGACUGGCUCGUGCUGGCAGCUUUGUUCUUCGCUUUGAUGAUGAUUGGACCUCUCUACAUGUUUAUGAAGCUCAACUACUGGGGAUUCCACGAGCGAGAUGUCCCAAAAGAUCUUAAUCUCGCCGCUGGCUUCUGGUGGAACUUUCUCGUGCAGAUGUUCUACAACCCCGUCCUGGCACUCGUCAAGGCCUCGAUUCUAGUAUUCCUCCUUCGCUUGGGUGGUCAUAAAACCAACGUGCGAUACGCCAUAUACGGACUCAACAUCUUUAAUGCUGCGCAUGCCGUCGCCAUCUUCUUCACAGCUCUCUUUCAAUGCUGGCCCAUUGAAGCCAAUUGGGACUUUCCCCUGCGAAAGGAACCUGGCGUUCAUUGUGUCAACAACUGGUUUCAUGUCAUUGCAUCUUGCAUCACCAUCGUGACAGACUUCUUGGUUGUCGCACUUCCUUUUUGGAUCUUCCUUGGUCUAACCAUGCGAUGGGCAACCAAGAUUGCUGUUCUGAGUGUGUUUUUGUUGGGUAGCGUAGUCGGUGUCAUCGGCAUCAUCCGUGUCAUAUCCAUCUAUCACCAACUCGUCGAGGGACCGAAACCCGGCGAAGACACCUUCUACUCCGUCCUUCCCGUCUGGGGCGCCGUCGAAACGAACCUCGCCAUCAUCUGCGCAUCGGUUCCCGCUCUCCGACCGCUUUUCCGACGAUGGUUCCCUGCUCUCUUUGGAGGAAGCUCAGACGCACCAUCUGGAACUCCAUACGGCGGACGAUAUGCCAACAACUCCCGCGGGACAGGUGGAAUACGAUCACAUAACCACGAUGAUAUCCGUCUCAAAGACCUUCGGGUUUCGCGAACUCAACAUACUGAGAUUCGUAGUGUUUCGCCGACCGGAUCCGAGGAAGAGAUCAUGACAUAUAAUGGAAUUAUGCGUACUACGAAUGUUCAGGUUGCAUAUGAGAAUGCUUCAAAGGCUACUGUGUCGGAAUCGAGGACUUCCAGUGAGAUACGGUUUGAAAGCAAGGCGUCAGAGGUUAGGUCUGGGAUUUAAUUUCAGGGGAUAUCAGGCAUGGGAAAACUUUGGUUGUAUAGUAGUUACUUUCUUAAUGAUUACCUGGCGCUUUCACACAGUCAUUCAACCAUAU